AUGGUGUUGGAUCGCCAAGAGAUCUGCCGACUGCGCCAGAGCUUGCGCCAAGACGCGCCCAAGUCAGCCCCGCCCCCGUCUCGCAGCACGCCAAAGCCACGUGCAAACGAGCCGACCAACCUCUUUAAGCGCGUCGUGAACCGUCAAGUGAGCGGCAUCCAGGGCCCGCUGCCCGAGCAUCCCGAUGCAGACGACGCGCUUGCAGAGCAGCUCCACCAACUCAAGGCCUACUACGAAGACAAGGUGUCCACACUCGCAGCCCAAGUGGCCGACAUGACAACGCAGCUAAGCAAUGCCGCCAUCGAAAAGACGUGCUUGGAAAACCAAGCAAACGAGAUGCAGGCCCUCGUUGAGACCCAGUACGAAAAGCUGCGACGCGCAAGUGACGAGCGCGCGAGCUUGAUGGCGUGCGAGCGGGAACACUACUGGAAACGCAUCGAAGACGACUCGUCGGCGUUGACGCGGCAGCUGGACGACCUCGUCGCUCGCAUCAAGGGCCUCGACGCUGCCCGCACGGCGUUUGAGAUCGAGUACGACCAGCAGCUCCGGGCGUGGACCGCGCAAAAGGAUGACUGGGACCACCGGAUGCAACAGAUGCAAUUUCACGAUGAUACUAAUCGCAAAGCGAUCCACGACCUGAGCACGCGAUUGCAAGCGGUCGACGUUGCCAAGGGACACGCCGAGGCGACGAUCGAGACGCUGCAGCACGCGAACCGCCAACUGCACGCGCAGCUGGACGAAUGCACGCAAACGCUCCAAGGGCAGCUCCAGCGCAUGCGCGACACCGACAUGGCGAGCUGGACGCUCAAGCAGCAGCUGCAACGCACAGCGAACGACACGCACGUGCUUUCGACGCGCUGUGCCAAGGCCGAGGCGACUGUCGAGCAGUUGACGCUCAGCGCCGAGGGUCUCAAGGAUACGAUUCGCACCCUCACGAGCGAAGUGCAGCGGCUGGUGGGCAUGCUCCGCGACCAAGAAGGCGUUUUGGAAGCCAAGGAGCGCAGCCUGACCAAGCUGCGUCGAGAGCUCGGCGAGACCCACGACCGGCUCGCCGACGAGGAGGAGCGCAAGCUCGAAGCGCAAAAGGACGCGAGCUCUCUCUCCCAACGGUACUACAUUUGUGCCGCCAUCGACCUGCUAUGUAUCUAUCGGUGGUAG
This is a messenger RNA of Saprolegnia parasitica CBS 223.65, 1158 nucleotides long. RefSeq lists its product as hypothetical. The record is from RefSeq and is a predicted model, not a curated record. The transcript is spliced from 11 exons. NCBI's taxonomy places the organism in Eukaryota, Oomycota, Saprolegniomycetes, Saprolegniales, Saprolegniaceae. Bases 1 to 1158 code for a protein of 385 amino acids.